UUAGUCUGCAAAACAAACGUAACAGUUAAAUGAAUGUAAGUGGAAAAUACUGUAUUUAAGCUUUAUCCUUUGUGGCGUAACAUGCUGCGUUAUAAAACUGUCCGUUGUAAAACAGUUAUUUCUAAACAUUAAAAACUAAUUUCACGAAGCGGUUUUUCAGUUGUGUCACCACCGUUUAGUUACAUAACACAGCACAAUUUAUUAUCUUUUUUUUUUUGGAAAACGUAGCGAAGAUCGUUUAAUAGGGCGAAUAGAAGAAACUUAACAACAAAACGAUUAACGACAGUCGUUAAAAUAAGCUAUGGAUAAAAUCUUCGGUGUAAGUACCGUCAUACCGUUCGUUUGCCCUUUACCAAGUAAAGGGAUACAUGAUAAAAUGCCUUCUUUCCAUCAAAAUAACUAGAAACGGCUCUAAUCGUUUCCUCACUCGGUUUGAAUUCAGAUACACACUGUGCUGCCAUAUGAACAAAGAUAUAUCCAAUAGUAGGCAGAAAACAUAAAGCAGUAAGGUGUAUGUGAAGAUGCAACUUUUAUUGUUGUUUUUGGUGUUUCUGCAAUGCGCAUGCGCACAAGAAGGGUAUACGUCCGAAGACAUGAGCCAGCAGCUGUACGGGACCAAGUUUGCGAAUGAGUUUUUCAGGUCUCUGCAACGUGGGUCGCUGUUGCAUGAAUUCGGUAUCAAGACAUAUGUAGCAGCAGGGUCCACUGAAUGCUACUUCCAAUACUGCGCAGCUGGCGCCGAACUUGUAGUCGGUUUCGAGAUGGCGACGUCAGGGGGUGUUGCCAACAAAGGCUUACUCUCUGGUUACGUAAGUUCGCCAAAUGGAACUCGUUUACUCGUAAGCUCAGAGCCAAAAAACGAACAGCAGUUUGAAGUUGAAUGCGCCGAAAAAGGCGUUUACGAGUUCUGCCUUGACAACACCGGAGACCAUUUGUUCCCAAAACUCGCCUACUUUCAUAUUGUUGUUUUGAACAAGCAGUUGUUUACGACUUUCCAUGAAUCAGUCCAAAAUAGUAACGAAUCGGAAACGUUUAUGACCACCAUGUACCAAGUAUUUGACAAGGUGUUUCAUAUCAACAAAAACUGGAUGGUGGUAAAAAUGGUCCAGCAUCACAAAGAAGCGAUGAAACAUCGGGAUAUAGACACGUUGGUUUCUAACGCUUGGAGAGUCAGCUCAACUGCAAUGGCAACCAUAAUGGUCACCCUUUUCGUUGGAUUAGCACAGGUUUACAGCGUGAGACGAAUGUUCAAUGAAAAAUCCGGCAAAGGAAAAACGGCGUUAAGAUUGUAAAAUCUUACCAAAAAUAUUAAAAUGAUUCUUGUCACAUUUGAUAUAAUAUGUCAGUAGAUGGAUUUUAUGGCAGUUGUGCAACAGAAUUUAUUUCCAAUUUUUACAUCCAUUUAAUGAACUGCUUAAACACUGUUUUGCGCUUACGCAACGAAUAGUUACGUAACGAAAAUGGCUUGGGAAACAAGAUACAGAUACGAGUGGAUUGCCCUGUAGUGCUUGGGCCUGGCAUCUUUCAGGCUUGUUUAUCGCAUCUUGUCAUUCUCACAGCGUUACCCUAAUUCAUACUGACAUACAUUUCACAGGACUUUGAUUAUAAGUGACCAGGUAUAAAAUAAACGGUUUUGUAAAUAGAA
This is a messenger RNA of Ciona intestinalis (vase tunicate), 1645 nucleotides long. The record is from RefSeq and is a predicted model, not a curated record. NCBI's taxonomy places the organism in Eukaryota, Metazoa, Chordata, Ascidiacea, Phlebobranchia, Cionidae.